AAUAAUAAUAAUAAAACACAGGAGAGAGAAAGAAAGAGGGUUUUCUGUUUUGUCUAGCGAGAAAGAGAAAGUUGCUCACUUUUAACCCUCUUCUUCACUUCCCUCAACCCCCAUAAUCUUUCUCACAGUUUCGGCGGAUUUUCAUCACUUGAAAUAUAGAGAGAGAAACAAAACCCAGAAACUCAAAUUACCCAGAAACUCAAACUAUUUUUUUUCAGAUCCAUCUAAAUAAUCGAGAAAAAAAGUGGUAAAAAAUAAUGGGUUUGGGUACUGGAAGAGUAGGUGCGAGUAACAACAAUAAUAAUAGUAAUGGUGGGAUGUUGAAUCAAGUUCCAACUUCAUCAAAACAAUUGAUACAGAGUUUAAAAGAAGUUGUGAACUGUUCUGAAGAUGAGAUCUAUGCUAUGUUGAAAGAAUGUGACAUGAAUGUUGAUGUAGCGGUUGAACGUCUUCUUUUGCUAGAUCCAUUUCAUGAGGUGAAGAGCAAACAAGAAAAGAGAAAAAAGAAUAAGGAUGUGGGUGAUUCAAGGGUUCGUGGAACGAGUGGCACCUCCACGCGAGGUGGUAGGGCUGGGACAGACCGCUAUUCCAGUCGCAGUAGUAUGGGCCACUAUGGGACCUCCGACUCUGGUGCCGCACGUGGUAAAUCUGCUUACAAGAAGGAAAAUGGACCUAGUGCUUAUACAAGUUCUGCCAUGGGUAUGGCUAGUUAUAACGUAAACAGACGGCAACCACCUCUUAGUGAUGCUACCACGGCCAAAACAUCAUCAUAUAAUGCUGCUGAAGCAUUAGUAGGUGCAUCUCCAUCUUCUGGAUUUCAACCUGCCUGGUCAGGUAUCCCUGGUCAAGUGUCAAUGGCUGACAUUGUUAAGAUGGGAAGGCCGCAGAGAAAAGUCGGCAGUACUUUGACAUCAUCUGAACAUCAUGUUAAUAAUCAACAUCCCUGGGGAUCUCGUUCAGUAGGUGCACCUCAUGAUUUUCACCCAUCACAAGCUAAUGCUUCCAACCCAGAUUCAGGGUUGUCUGGACAUGUACCUCCUAACAGUGACUGGCCCCUAGAUGAGGACCCACCAGCUGCUAGCGUCUCUGCCAUCAUGGAGCCCUCUGUUGAUUCUGAAGCAUACAGUGACCCGUAUGACACAACAAAACAGCAAUAUAUACCUCGAUCUGAUGAGGUUCGAUUUGAGGAGCAUGAUAUUGUUGAUGAUGCACAUCCAAGCUCUGUUCGAUCUAUUCCUGAAUCUAACCAAAAUAUACAAGAAGACAACUCUGGGAGUGCUUCUGGUUUUGAUAAUGGCAUGUACCAGAAUAUCAGCUCAUACCAAGUUCACCAUCGAGAAGUUGAAGAUGCCAGUGCAUCAGUAUCAUCUGUGACCAACAAUUUUCAGAGUCUAUCUUUGCCAAAGGAGGAUGAAAUUGAGGAGGAGGAUGAUGAUGAAGAUGAGGAUACCCCAUCUGAAGAGGAUGGUCCUGCUGUGAAAAUUCCUGAUCACCUGCAAGUGCAGUCUACUGAAUGCUCGCAUUUGAGCUUUGGUAGUUUUGGAUCUGGAAUGAAUGCUCCAUUCUCAGGAUCUUUUGGAUCAAGAGCUGUAAAAAGUAAUGAGGAGGCAGCUGUAUCUGUUGAUACUCCAUCAGCUGUACACUCUGAAGCUAGAAAUCCUGAAUACUACGAGGAUGAACAUCUCAGAACUACUUCAGAUGUAAAUACUUCCCACAGAAUGGGUGGUUCUAGUAAUUUUGAUGCUCCAUCAGCUUCACAGGCUGAUAUGUUAAAACAGGAGGCUCCUGAAGCUGCACAAUCUAAUCAGUACUCUUUCCCCCCAUCCACUGCUAAUUAUGCUUUCGAGAACAGCCAACAGUUGAAUUCAUCUUUUGAAAAUUCACAAAUAAACUCUCAGAUGCAAGGUCUGCCUUCUUUGUCAGGUGUAAUGCCGUAUUCCAACUCUUUGCCGAACACACUCUUGGCAUCAAAUGCACAGCCCCUGAGGGAGUCUGAGCUUGCAUAUUCACCUUUCCCCAUUUCACAAUCUAUGGCUUCAAAGUAUGGAAACUCAGUAUCAUCACUUGGUGGUCCAACUGCUUCAAUGGCUGAGGCACUGAAGACUGGCAACUUCUCUGCUGCACAGGCAACACAGAAUCUACCUGGUGGCAGUAACAUCUCUGGUGGGGCUGCUCUUCAGCAACACUUGGUCCAUCCGUAUUCCCAGCAUUCUGUGCCCAUGGGCCACUUCGCUGCUGCUAAUAUGAUCGGCUAUCCAUUCUUGCCUCAAAACUACACGUACAUGCCUUCUGCAUUCCAGCAAGCUUUUGCGGCGGGUAAUAGCACAUAUCCUCAAUCCCUAGCCGCAGCAGUGCUUCCCCAGUACAAAAACAGUGUUUCAGUAAGCAGUUUACCCCAAGCUGCUGCUGUUCCCUCAGGAUAUGGUGCGUUUGGGAAUUCAAAUAGCAUCCCUAAUAACUUCCCGCUGAACCCUCCAAGCGCUCCUGCGGGCACUUCUGUGAACUAUGAUGACCUGUUAAGUUCACAAUACAAAGACGCCAGUCAUCUCCUCUCUCUGCAGCAGGGAGCGGGGUCGAGAACAUUGUCAGGAGUUCCAGGAAGCACAUAUUACAACAGCUUCCAGGGUCAAAACCAGCAGCCUGCUGGGUUCCGACAAAGCCAGCAGCCAUCACAGCACUAUGGGCAGCUUUCUGGGUAUCCCAAUUUCUACCAUUCUCAAAGUGGGCUCUCUCUUGAUCACCAACAACAACAAAUGUCGAGGGAUGGUUCCUUGAGCGGUUCCCAGGGCCAACAGCCUAAGCAAACUCAACAGUUAUGGCAAAACAGCUACUAAUCUUUUUUUAAAAAAGCCAUCGUGUCCUCCAGGUUUUUCAGGAUCUGUAGUAGUAGCACUUUUGAAGUCCAGAAAUUGGCCAAAUUAUUAGGGGCUUAAAUCUGUGUACUGAAGGACUGGACUUGGCUACUGUGUCCUGUUCCCUGGAGGUUGUACUUUACCCUUUUCCUUCCCCUUUUUAAUUUUUCAGUUUGGCUAACAUAGGUACAAUGUCGAUGUGUGCUAAUGUAUGGUAGUCGACCUUCAGGCUCUCCUGCUGUUUUAGUUUCAUCAUCCAAUAGUGAAAAGUUUCUGCUUUUUCGUCUAA
Molecule: messenger RNA, 3141 nt
Organism: Beta vulgaris subsp. vulgaris (sugar beet)
Lineage: Eukaryota; Viridiplantae; Streptophyta; Magnoliopsida; Caryophyllales; Amaranthaceae
Exons: 10
Coding region: 258-2834 (858 amino acids)
Molecular function (GO): protein binding
Source: RefSeq, a predicted model, not a curated record